AUGAAGGCUGCACUCCUGUUGGCAAUCCCGGUUCGAAGACUAUUCUCUUCUCCCGAGCCACUGUCGAUGAAGGUCGAUCUCUUUAACGACGCAUCUCGCAACUCGACCAAACUCCCAGGAUUCGGCAGUUUAUUCCUUUUCCUCGGUCUCGUUACAAAUUGCCAGGCAUAUUGGCUUAUGGCAGCCAAUAAUGUUUUAACAACACAGCGGAUCGAUCCCGUCGUCGACCCAGGCCAGGUUUCUACGCAUGUGCACUCAAUCCUUGGAGGAAGCAACUUCGGACUCAACACGUCGACAGCUGCCUUGAGGUUGAGCGAAUGCACGUCAAUCCCCGUUCGCGAGGAUAAGAGCAACUACUGGUACCCGAUUUAUCGUUCCGCAAGACUACUUGUUCAGCGAUACGCCUGGGACGACAACGGCCUUUCCAGAAGAUGUGACCCGACACUAAGAACCUUCGAUCCGUCCAGUUUUGCUCAGCAUGCUGUCACGUUCUUGUGUCUUAAUUUCAAUGGAGUAUCUGCACGCUUCGAUGAGCUUCCGGGACACCGAUGUCCUUCUGGAAUUCGCUCCCAAAUCAAUUUCCCUAGCUGCUGGGAUGGUGUCAACAUAGACUCUGUGGAUCAUCAGUCUCAUGUGGCCUUCCUGUCUAGUGGUCCUGAUAACGGAACAUGCUCAGAUCCACGAUUUCCCAAGACUCUGCCCCGUAUUUUCCUGGAGGUUUAUUGGUAUACCCAAGCCUUCGACGAGUCCAGACGACACGCAAAAGUGCCCAGUCAACCUUUCGUAUUUUCGAACGGCGAUCCGAUAGGUUACUCAUAUCAUGCAGACUUCAUUAAUGGAUGGGAUGUCGGCGUUCUUGAAGGUGCCGUCAACGAAUGCAACUGCAAUCCUUACGGAGAUCCCUCUUGCUGCAUAGCCAAAGGAAUCUUCAGCAUGAACCAAUUCAAUAGAUCCUACAUCAGCAAUAUUGUGGACGAGCUGACACUCGGUUCGCUGGAUGCGCUACCUGGAAACAACCCAGUGCAGGCCCACUGUUACGAAACCUUCGUCGACCCCGUCACGCCUGCGCUCUUAUCCCCCGUAUAUGCCCUCCAUUCAACUGACCAGCCACCACCUCGUGGUACCGUAAGUCUAUCCGCACAGACGGCCAUUGUCUCCCAAACAGCUACAGGGAGAUGCAUUGGCAAUAGGGCAAGGGGCCUCGCGCCAAGCGGUGUGAUGGCCAUCUUGAGUGCCCUUAUUCUCUUGUCCGUGCGGCCGCUCAUAUAA
This is a messenger RNA of Cyclocybe aegerita, 1269 nucleotides long. The record is from the annotation of a GenBank genome assembly. Lineage: Eukaryota; Fungi; Basidiomycota; Agaricomycetes; Agaricales; Hemipholiotaceae.